GCUGCUGUACCACCCCGUCGACGCGCCUACCAGUACGACCAGCACCCUCGCCACCCGCAUCACCUCGCCCAAGCCGUCCUCCGCCAUGGCACCCCGCUCGCGCGUCGUCUCGAGUUGGCGCCUCACCGCCCUCGCCCUCGCCGCCGCCUCGAUCGCACACGCCGCACCUGCAGACGACACCAUCGAGAUUGUCGGCGACUCGGGCGUCAGCGCGCAACAGCUGUUCCUGAGCCAGAACAACCAGGUCUACAUCGUCGACAAGACCGAGCGCAACCCGAUCAACGUGACGGGCGCCCAGGGCGAGCACCCGGCAUGGGCCGUCGAGUACGACUGGCAGACCAACGAGUACCGGCCGAUGGACAUCGUCACCAACUCGUUCUGCGCCGGUGGGAAUGUCCUCGGCAACGGCACGUGGAUCAACAUCGGCGGCAACCAGGCCAUCGGCUACGGCGGCCUCAACGCCAACCCGUUCGCGGCGCCGUACAACAACGGCGACGGCGGCAAGGCGACCCGGCGCCUCGACUGCAGCGCCGGCAACGACGCGUGCGAGUGGGUCGAGGACACGGCCAACUACAUGACGACCCGGCGGUGGUACCCGACGCUUGAGACGCUCGAGGACGGCUCCAUGAUCGUCAUCGGCGGCUGUGACUGGGGCGGGUACGUCAACGACGAGGGCCAGAACAACCCGACGUACGAGUUCUACCCGUCGCGCGGCGGUCCUGUCGGCCUCAACAUCCUCACGACGACGCUCCCGGCCAACCUGUUCCCGCUCAUCUGGCUCCUCCCGUCGGGCAACAUCUUCCUCCAGGCCAACUGGGGCACCGAGAUCUUUGACUACAAGAACAACGUCGAGUACCCGCUCGCCGACAUCCCGCACGCCGUGCGCACCUACCCGGGCUCGGCCGCGACGGCCAUGAUGCCCCUCACGCCCGCCAACAACUGGACGGCGACCAUCAUGUUCUGCGGCGGCACCAACCUCCAGCCCGACCAGUGGACCCUGAAUUGGAACAUCGCCGGCUACCCUGCCGACUCGACCUGUGUCUCGAUGACGCCCGACGUGUCGACCGACUGGGUCGACGAGGAGCCGCUCCCCGAGGGCCGCGUCAUGGGCAACUGGAUCCUGCUCCCCGACGGCCGCCUCGUCCUCAUCAACGGCAUCGGCAAGGGCACGGCCGGCUACGGCAACACGUCGUGGGCCAUCGGCCAGUCGUUCGGCGACGAGCCGAUCCACACAAUCCGGUACUACGACCACAACUCGCCCCAGGGCUCGCGCUUCUCGAGCGCCGUCGCCAACUCGACCGUCGACCGCAUGUACCACUCGUCGGCGACGCUCCUCCCCGACGGCUCGGUCCUGUCGUCGGGCUCGAACCCGAACGCCGACUACGUGCCCGCCGGCGCCCCCGGGUACAAGUACCCCUCGGAGUACCGCGUCGAGCGCUUCUACCCGGACUACUACACGGCGCGCCGGCCCGAGCCCCAGGGCCUCCCGACGACGCUCACGUACGGCGGCAACUACAUUGACGUGACGCUGUCGGCGACCGACGUCGGCAAGGCGGACAACCUGGCCAACACCAAGGUGACGCUCGUCCGCCCCGGCUUCUCGACGCACGCCAUGAACUUUGGGCAGCGCCUCGUCCAGCUCAACUCGACCUACACGGCCAAUUCGGACGGCUCGGCCGUCCUGCACGUGUCGCAGGUGCCGCCCAACCCGGCCAUCCUCGUGCCCGGCCCCGUCCUCAUGUUUGUCGUCGUCGACGGCGUCCCGUCGCAGGGCGUGUGGGUCAACGUCGGCAACGGCGAGCUCGGCGACCAGCCCGUCUCGGCCGUCCAGGAGCUCCCGGCGUCGUCCGGCGGGCCCGCAGGCUCGCUCCCCUGGAACGCCGGCAACCUCGUCAACACGCAGACGACGGCGGCCGUCACGGCGGCGCCGACUGCCGCACAGUCGGGCUCGUCGAGCUCGAGCAACAAGGACGCCGACUCAGCGGCGACGGCAACCGGCGCCAACAAGGCGGCGGCCGUCGGCGUCGUGCUCGCCGCCGUCGGCUCGGCGGCCAUGUUCGCUCUCUGAGCGCCGUCGAGAUGCGCUGGUAGUGGAUCGUCUCGACACGCUCCUUCCCUCUCUCCCUCCCUGUCUCUUUUACGUCCCUCGCUUUACGCCCCAUCCCCUUCCUCCUCAUCUCGUCACGCCCCUCGUUCUCCCCCGCCCGGCCUGUCGCGUCCCUCCCAUUGACACUAGCCUCUCAAUUCGUUUUCUCUCCUUCGCUCCGAGUGGACGGUCUCUCGAUACCCCUUGUCCACCCGCCGUUCACCUGCAAGGAAUUCUAUGCAACCCCCCUC
Messenger RNA from Rhodotorula graminis WP1, 2337 nucleotides. RefSeq lists its product as uncharacterized. The record is from RefSeq and is a predicted model, not a curated record. Lineage: Eukaryota; Fungi; Basidiomycota; Microbotryomycetes; Sporidiobolales; Sporidiobolaceae. The transcript has 4 exons. Bases 86 to 2068 code for a protein of 660 amino acids.